Messenger RNA from Scomber japonicus (chub mackerel), 717 nucleotides. RefSeq names its product GTPase IMAP family member 8-like. The transcript has 3 exons. Gene Ontology annotation, molecular function: GTP binding. NCBI's taxonomy places the organism in Eukaryota, Metazoa, Chordata, Actinopteri, Scombriformes, Scombridae. Bases 1 to 717 code for a protein of 238 amino acids. The record is from RefSeq and is a predicted model, not a curated record.
AUGGGGGAUCUUUGCAGCAAACUGAGAAAAAAGUCUGUUGGACCACUCACUCAUUCAGGUAGCAAGAAAAAGGACUCCAUUGGCCCUGAGACAGUAUUAAAAGAAAAUCACUCUGGCACCAAAGUGAACCUUGUUCUGCUGGGAAUGUCCGGGACUGGAAAGAGUGCGACUGGAAACACAAUCCUUGGAAAGAGACAGUUUGUUUCAAAAGCCAGUUCAAUGCCGAUCACCACAAAGUGUCAGGCAGCAGAAACUGAGAUAAAUGGUACAUGUGUGCGUGUCAUUGAUACUCCAGACAUGUUUGAUGAUGACAUCAAAUCAUCAGAUAAGAACCGACAUGUAACACAGUGCAGAUGGCUCUGUCAAUCAGAUCCUUGUGUUUACUUACUUGUGAUACAAGUUGGCAGAUUCACAGAUGGUGAGAGAGACAUACUGAGAAAGUUUGAAAAAGCUUUUGGUCGCAGAGCUAAAAAACAAACAAUCAUCCUGUUUACACGUGGGGAAGAGCUGCAGCAUGCAGAUAUGAGCUUGGAAGAUUUUUUGCAGCACUGCCGGCCUGAACUCAAGAACAUAGUUAAACAGUGUGACAGAAGGUGUGUUGUUUUUGAGAACAAAACCUCACUUCAACCUCAAGUAACAAAGCUAAUGCAGACAGUGAACAGGAUGUUAAAUAAACAGCAGAAACAAUACUGUUCAUGUAUCAGACCAGAUCAAUAA